GUCUCCGUGCGCGCUGCCGCCGCCAUUUUGGGAACCACUGCCUGAGGCGCGAGGGGCAGCCGGGGAGCGACCGGGCACCGAGACCGAUUGCGAGCGAGGCACCCGCCGGAGCCAUGGCGGCGUCUGUGGGGAACGUGGCCGACAGCACAGAACCAACGAAACGUAUGCUUUCCUUCCAAGGGUUAGCGGAGUUGGCUCACCGGGAGUAUCAAGCAGGAGAUUUUGAAGCAGCAGAGAGGCACUGCAUGCAGCUUUGGCGCCAAGAGCCCGACAACACGGGUGUGCUCUUACUGCUUUCCUCCAUUCACUUCCAGUGUCGCAGGCUGGACAGGUCUGCUCACUUCAGCACUUUGGCAAUCAAGCAGAAUCCAUUACUGGCGGAAGCCUACUCAAAUCUGGGAAAUGUGUACAAGGAGCGCGGGCAGCUGCAGGAGGCCAUCGAACACUACCGGCACGCCCUUCGCCUCAAGCCAGACUUCAUUGACGGAUACAUUAACCUUGCUGCUGCUUUGGUAGCCGCAGGAGAUAUGGAAGGGGCGGUGCAGGCAUACGUUUCUGCCCUGCAGUACAACCCUGACUUGUACUGUGUGCGCAGUGACCUGGGGAAUCUGCUCAAAGCCCUGGGUCGCUUGGAAGAAGCCAAGGCCUGUUAUUUGAAGGCAAUUGAAACUCAACCCAAUUUUGCAGUUGCAUGGAGUAACCUUGGCUGUGUGUUCAAUGCGCAAGGAGAAAUCUGGCUUGCCAUUCAUCACUUUGAAAAGGCUGUGACCCUUGACCCGAACUUCUUGGAUGCUUACAUCAAUCUGGGGAAUGUCUUGAAGGAAGCCCGGAUAUUUGACAGAGCUGUUGCAGCCUACCUGAGAGCCCUGAGCCUGAGUCCGAACCACGCCGUUGUGCACGGCAACCUGGCCUGCGUCUAUUAUGAACAGGGGCUGAUUGACCUGGCCAUAGACACUUACAAACGUGCCAUUGAACUGCAGCCACACUUCCCUGACGCGUACUGCAACCUGGCCAACGCGCUUAAGGAGAAAGGCAGUGUUGCUGAAGCAGAGGAGUGUUACAACACAGCUCUUCGUUUGUGUCCUGCUCACGCGGAUUCCCUCAAUAACCUGGCAAACAUCAAGCGGGAACAAGGAAACAUCGAGGAGGCCGUUCGCCUCUACCGAAAAGCUCUUGAGGUUUUCCCAGAAUUUGCAGCUGCCCAUUCCAAUUUAGCAAGUGUUUUACAGCAGCAGGGAAAGCUGCAGGAAGCACUCAUGCAUUACAAGGAAGCUAUCAGAAUCAGCCCCACAUUCGCAGAUGCCUACUCCAACAUGGGGAACACCUUAAAAGAGAUGCAGGAUGUCCAGGGAGCUUUGCAGUGCUACACACGGGCCAUCCAGAUAAACCCUGCCUUUGCUGAUGCCCAUAGCAAUCUGGCUUCCAUCCAUAAGGAUUCAGGGAACAUACCGGAGGCCAUUGCUUCAUACCGCACUGCUCUGAAACUGAAGCCUGACUUCCCUGAUGCCUACUGUAACUUGGCACACUGCUUGCAGAUUGUUUGCGAUUGGACCGACUACGAUGAACGAAUGAAGAAGCUGGUUACAAUAGUUGCUGAUCAGCUGGAGAAAAACCGCCUCCCUUCUGUCCACCCUCAUCACAGCAUGCUUUACCCAUUGUCUCAUAGCUUCCGAAAGGCUAUUGCAGAGAGGCAUGGAAACCUGUGUUUGGACAAGAUCAAUGUGCUUCACAAGCCCCCAUACGAGCACCCUAAGGAGUUGAAGGCCAGCGAAGGACGGCUCCGCGUGGGCUACGUCAGCUCUGACUUUGGGAAUCACCCCACUUCCCAUCUCAUGCAGUCUAUCCCAGGCAUGCACAACCCUGAUAAAUUUGAGGUGUUUUGCUAUGCGCUGAGCCCCGACGAUGGCACAAACUUCCGAGUAAAAGUAAUGGCUGAAGCAAAUCAUUUCAUUGAUUUAUCUCAGGUUCCAUGCAAUGGAAAAGCUGCCGACCGCAUUCACCAGGACGGCAUACACAUCCUCAUUAACAUGAAUGGCUACACCAAGGGAGCCCGUAACGAGCUGUUUGCCCUCCGGCCAGCACCGAUCCAGGCUAUGUGGCUGGGCUAUCCUGGGACUAGUGGGGCUUUAUUCAUGGAUUAUAUCAUCACGGACAAAGAAACUUCACCCAUAGAAGUAGCUGAACAGUACUCCGAAAAGCUGGCUUACAUGCCAAAUACAUUCUUCAUUGGAGAUCAUGCUAACAUGUUCCCACACCUGAAGAAAAAAGCAGUAAUUGACUUCAAAUCGAAUGGGCAUAUUUACGAUAACAGAAUUGUUCUUAAUGGAAUUGAUCUGAAGGCCUUCCUUGACAGCCUACCUGAUGUAAAAAUAGUGAAGAUGAAAUGUCCUGAUGGAGGAGACAACGCAGACAGCAGUGCUGGUCUCAACAUGCCUGUCAUCCCCAUGAAUACAAUUGCAGAAGCUGUGAUUGAUAUGAUAAAUCGUGGACAAAUCCAGAUAACGAUAAAUGGAUUCAACAUUAGCAAUGGAUUAGCAACUACCCAGAUUAACAAUAAAGCUGCAACUGGUGAGGAGGUUCCACGCACCAUCAUUGUCACCACUCGAUCCCAAUAUGGACUGCCUGAAGAUUCAGUUGUGUAUUGUAAUUUCAAUCAGCUUUAUAAAAUUGACCCUUCCACUCUACAAAUGUGGGCCAAUAUCCUGAAGCGUGUUCCAAACAGCGUCUUGUGGCUGUUGCGGUUCCCGGCCGUGGGGGAGCCGAAUAUUCAGCAGUAUGCUCAAAACAUGGGCCUUCCCCAGAACCGCAUCAUCUUCUCUCCAGUUGCUCCCAAAGAAGAGCACGUGAGGAGGGGCCAACUUGCCGACGUCUGCCUGGACACCCCCCUUUGCAAUGGCCACACUACAGGGAUGGACGUGCUCUGGGCCGGGACUCCGAUGGUCACAAUGCCAGGUAAGGGCAGACGGAACGUAGCAGUAGAGUCGGGGGGUGGGGGGCUCUGCUUCCUUAGUCCGUCAAGAAAGCAGCCUGUGCUUGAGGUGCAAGCUUAUGUUCUGCCUGCAGGAGAGACGCUCGCAUCCCGCGUUGCUGCCUCCCAGCUGACUUGUCUUGGCUGUCCUGAACUCAUUGCAAAGAGUCGGCAGGAAUACGAAGACGUUGCAGUGAAGCUGGGAACUGAUCUAGAAUACCUGAAGAAAAUCCGUGGCAAGGUCUGGAAGCAGAGAAUAUCCAGCCCCCUGUUCAACACCAAGCAGUACACAGUGGAGUUGGAGCGGCUCUAUCUUCAGAUGUGGGAGCACUGCGCAGCUGGCAACAAGCCGGAGCACAUCGUCAGUUCCCUUGAGAGUGGCGAAUCUGCCUGAAGGAGCUGGUGUGCGGAAAGCAAUCGGGAGGGCUCCUGAGCAGAGGCCACAAACAGGGAUGGGAGCCGAAGACUUCACCUCUGCUGCAUCUGCCCGGUACUUGUAGCAGAAAUGAUCUAUGGUUGAACCUGGAGAGUGCAGCUGGACUUGCCUCCUGCAUGAUGGGGAGAUUGGAACUUUUUGUCCUGUGUGAAGCAUUUGCCACUGAGCUCUGUUGAGCCCUGAUGUGUGUCUCCGGGCCAGGCUUUACAAGGAAAGGUGUAAAAGGGCCAGGCAACUCUGAUUUCAUGGAUCAAUUCAGUUUUUCUAGGAGUUAGAUCUUUCUCUUCCUUCGUGGAUUGGAAUUGGAGCUUUUUUAAAGAUUGGUUUUUGGGUAUUCCUGUUGGUACAUGUGUGGGUCUGACAAGAUUUCCAGCUAGUUUUGAGUUGCUCCUCCCUGAGAGUCUCUCUGCUGGUGAAGCUUUUUAUGGGUUUUAUAAACCGCUUAAGCCAACAUCAGCCUCCUUAAUGUUUGACACAUCUCUUGGGCUUCGUGUGCUGCAGUGACUCCGAUGAGGGCUUUUUUUAAAGCCUCAUCUGUCAGUUAACUUCAGAAUGGCACAUUUCUCUGUAGAAAAGUUAAGUUGAAUUUAAAAUACAGUCUCCCCAUCUUUCCCUGAAAUAUGUGGAGAAAAUCCAGCCCGGUGCCAAAUGCCUAUCCUUCAGGAAAGAUAAUUAUGGAGUUGCAGGCGUAGCCACUGUAGCAAAGACUUUAAAAAAUAAAGCUCUGGUUUGACCAGCUUGGCCCACGGACAGGUAUUCCGCCCUUCCUCAACAAAGCAAUUAUGUGCAGGGCGGCUGACCUUGACCUGCCUUUGUAGGCUCCCUUACUAAAUGAAGCUCUUCUGUUGACUUCAGCAGAAAUGCAACCCCAGGUAAGUAUGGAUUUCCUUUUCAGUGUCUGCCUCCAGUCUGAAUGGUGCUGCUCGCAGCCCGUGGAGCGAUGCAAGGCAGAACUCCCCCCACCUCACCCCCGGCGCCCUCAGAUAAAUUGUGACACACCUCCGGAUGUGGUUGCGUUCUGGAUAGGCAGGAAAAGUAACUCAGCCCGACUUCUAAUCUGCUUUGGGCCUGCAAAUUAACAGCAGCAUCAGUGGGCAGAUAGUGCCACACACAGGUGCUCGAUAGUUCCCUAUGUGUGGCUGGUGGAGCAGACCCGUCGUUUGUCCCCGCUGAUGCUUAAAUGUGGCUCUGAAGGGGGCUUUUGUCUCUGCUGUGCCGGGAGCUGCUGCUGCUCAAGGCGGCAGGGCAGCGUGACCCUGGUCCCCACCUGGAGAGCCGCCUGUGUGCAGCACCACAGUGUGCAGGGCCACUCCUCCGUGGGGGAGACCUCCCAGCCCCGCCUCGUGUCAGGAGGGCAGGGAUGGGUGUGUGAUGCCCAGGUGGGUUUGGGGCCUUGUUUGUCCUGAACAGAGUAACCACUGUGUAGUGGAGGGGAGGGAGCCCCUCCUGGCUUGGAGGAUAAGCUGUUUUUCCUUCUGCUUGCUCGCUGUACCAGCUUUUGUUUUCAGAUGAGUGUCCCACAAAUACAAACGAAAUCACUGGC
Messenger RNA from Candoia aspera, 4947 nucleotides. It is a transcript of the gene OGT, whose product is annotated as O-linked N-acetylglucosamine (GlcNAc) transferase. Lineage: Eukaryota; Metazoa; Chordata; Lepidosauria; Squamata; Candoiidae. The coding region runs from base 114 to 3362 and encodes 1082 amino acids. The transcript has 21 exons. Gene Ontology annotation, molecular function: protein O-acetylglucosaminyltransferase activity; protein binding. The record is from RefSeq and is a predicted model, not a curated record. Gene Ontology annotation, biological process: protein O-linked glycosylation.